Paramuricea clavata is the source of this 4960-nucleotide messenger RNA. Lineage: Eukaryota; Metazoa; Cnidaria; Anthozoa; Malacalcyonacea; Plexauridae. The record is from the annotation of a GenBank genome assembly.
AUGUAUUGUCGCACUCUGAUCCCUGGAAUAGGAAAGGACAGUCGAAGGUACAAUCUACAGUACACCACAGACAAUGGUAGAGAAAAAGAGUUCAUUGUCGAUGUUAAACAUGCUGCUGUCGUCAGUCUUUACUACCUUAAUGAAGCCCUUGAAGGACGACAAACUGAAAUACCAUUUGAUACCAUGCAAGCAAUCCAGACUGUUCUGCGACAAUUGCCAAAAAUGAGGACCAUCCAAGUCCGUAAAUACCGUAAUUCGUUCUUUGAUUAUCCGACCGGUCGCGAAAAGGACCUUGGCGGGGGUAUGCAAGUGUGGAACGGGACGUUUUUUAGCAUUCGUCUAACACAAUGGAAGAUGAUGUUGAAUGUUGAUACUUGUGCUACAGGUUUCUACAAAGGACAGUCUGUGAUAGACUUUAUGUGUGAUUUUCUUAAUCUGCGAAAUUUGCGAAGACGUUUGGACGAGGGACAACGAAAGAAAUUUGCCAAAUAAAUAAAAGCAAUAAAAGUUGAAACAACACACAUAAAGAGAAAACAAAAAGCCAGCGGUCUGUCUUUCAAGUCGGCCAAAGAUGAAACAUUCGAUUGCGAAGGUCGAAAGGUUUCGGUGUUGAAUUACUUCAAAGAUCAGUACAACAUCACUUUGCAAUAUCCAGAUCUGCCGUGUAUUAAGAUUGGCCAGAAGGGAAACCUCAUCCCGAUAGAGCUUUGUCGAGUUGUUGAUGGACAAAAGAAGCAGGGUAAAUUGACGGGAGCACAAACGCAACAGAUGAUUCGCCACACUGCCACACCUGCACCAGAUCGCCUGCAGAAAAUUACAGAGUUGAUCAGAAAACUCCACUACGAAAGUGACCCAUAUAGCCGAGACUUUGGCAUCAGUAUUGGCAAUAAAAUGGUCACUAUACAGGGACGUGUGUUACACCCACCACUUCUAAUGUAUGGUCCAGGUCACCGACCACAAAAAGAAAUGCCUUGCAAUGGGUCAUGGGAAAUAAGGAAUCAAAUGCUUGAUCCCAAGGACUUGAGGGAGUGGGCCUUGAUUUCCUACAUUAAUGACUGCCAAUCAAAGAGGGGAAGAGGUGGUAGAUACCGUGGCCCAGAAUACCUUGAUGAUUGUGGAAUUGACAAUCUCAUUCACCAUCUGGUGGACGUCGGUCGUGAAAAAGGGGUACGCGUUAACGAGAAGCCAUGCUAUGUUAGAACAAUAACAGGUUUUCAUGGUACUGAUAAACUAUUCGGUAGUCUCAAGACUUGUUAUCCUAAUUUGCAGUUAAUUGUUGUUGUCUUACCAGUGAAUGGCGACGAUUACUACAAGGAAGUCAAGCACUGUGGCGAUGUCGUUCAUGGUAUCACCACGCAAUGCAUCAAGGUCGAGCAAGCUUCAAGCGAUUUCUCUGAUUGGAGGAAACGAGAGACGCUCGUUAACUUGUGGCUCAAGAUAAAUGCCAAACUCGGUGGUACAACCUGUAUCCUUGACUGGGGAGUUAAGUCUCCAAUCCUUCAUCGCCCAGUUAUCAUAUUUGGUAUGGUAUACUUUAAUUGUUUUUAAUUUAGUCUCAUAUAUUCAGUUCCAAAAAUGUCUAGGGUGAAACACAUCCCUGAUGUUAUGCUAAAUAAUAACUUGGUUUGUCUCAAUAAUAAUCUGCAGGGGCCGAAACUCAUUAGAAUAACAAUAUAACUCAUUAUCUAUGUUAGUCAACUUUUGUAAAAUCUCACCCCAAAAUGCUCCCGGGGAGCAUACCCCCCGAGCCCCCUAUAUUGUUCGCGCCUUCGCCGCUCAACUUGUACCCCCACUUUGUAAACCCUGGGUACGCCACUGGUUCACGACAGUUAUGACUAAAUCUCAAACUCAUUAAUAAUUGGAUCAAGAUUAAUUCAGUCCUUGGACUGGAUCAAAAUUCAUUAAGUAGUGAUUUAUUCGUAUGAGAUGCAAUCUCGUUCCCCGAGCCUGCGAUCCUCGGGAAGGAACGCGAGGCUCUGGGAUAAUCCGUUUCAGGUAGGAAUCUGAUUGGCCAUUGAAAUGGAAUGCGUAGUUCAAUCUUAGCCAGGAUUCUUGGCUUCCGGUAACGGAUUAUCCCAGAGCCUUCGAUUCCUUCCCGAGGAUCGCAGGCUCGGGGAACGAGAUUGUAUGAGAUGUCAUUUCAAAUUCGACUAUGAGGACUGGACUAGAUCAGUUUCAAGUCCUCGCAUUUUGAUCCAAUCCUCGACUUCGCCUCGGGCGUGACUAAAUGGACCAUUUGCAUUAUAGACUAAAUUUCAUCACAGCUUGAAAGAGCAUCACAAAAUUAGUAAUAUUCCAAAGUUUCGUUGCGAAAUGUUGUAAAAUGCAGAUAAUAUCGCCUUGCGAAGUUUGCAAUUUUCAGUCAUUUUGUAUUACAAACGGGAAAUUGAUGCACCAACACCCGAUUGGGCUGUCAAUUUCCCGUGCGUAAUACAAAAUGACUGAAAAACGGCAAAUUUCGCAUGACUAUAUUAUCCGCAUUGUACAACAUUUCGCAACGAAACUUUGGAAUAUUACUAAUUUUGUGAUGCUCUUUCAAGAUGAAAUUUUUGUCUAAAUCAAAAUUAAGUCUAUAAUGCAAAUGGUCCAUUGCGCCGACUUGAAAUCUAGUCCAAUCCUCAUAGUCGUAUUUCAAAUAUUACAUAAAACCAGGCUUUAUAUAUUAGGUGGAUUUAAAAAUGACAUUGUCUCUUGUCUAGGUGGUCAUGUCACCCAUCCUGGAGCUGGAGACAAAUCUAAGCUAUCCACUGCAGCCGUUGUAGCAAGCAAAGAUUCUUACCCGACCCUCUACAAUGCCGAAGUCCGUGUGCAAACACACCGUCAACAAAUUAUCGCAGAUCUUCAAGAAAUGGUCAAAAUACUUCUGAGGAAAUUUCGGGCCUCAACAAGAGCGAUUCCUGAAAAGAUAAUUUUUUACCGAGAUGGCGUUAGCGAGGGGCAGUACCGAGAUGUCCUCAUGAAUGAAUUGUGGGCGAUUCAAAAGGCAUGUCGUGAGCUGCAAGAGGGGUACACCCCUGCUAUAACUUUUAUCGUUGUCCAGAAGCGUCACUAUGCUAGAUUUUUUGCAGUCGAUCCGAGAGACCAAAUGGGGAAGAGCAGGAAUAUACCAGCAGGUACAGUGGUGAUUUGCUAAUGUUUUGUACCUCUUUUUGUACAAUCCUCUAGCUAAGAGUCUAAGCCCCGCUUACACUACGCUCAAUUUUUGGUACGGCACGGAUAAAAUUGGUACCCGUACCAUUUUUUUGGUCUCCGUACCACUCUUUUCGAACCAAAAAAGUGGUACGGUACCAAAAAUCGAGCGUAGUUUAAACGGGACUUUAAGACAAGAAAUUGUCAUCGAUAUAUUUUAGUUCGGACAGCAUUUUUUUCUUCCUCAAUAUAGUUUGAAGAUCAUAAAAAUAUUCUCUACCAUUUCUCAUGUUAGACGCAUGUUAAUGUCAAAUCAAAAGAAUUGUGAAUUCUCGGUGAAUUUUAUACGUGCUUAUACUUGUUUUGAAUUAUUUCAAUUUACAGUGUAUAUAUAGUAAAGUUAGUAAAUCGUAAGUGUGUUAGAUAUUCAACUAUUGCUUAUACAAGCUGUUAUACCGGCUACUGUAGGUUGAGGGUAUUACUUAUACAGGGUUCGUAGUCUCCAAGACCAAAAAAAUUCAAAGAUUUUUUCUGCCUAUUUUCAAAGACUUUUCAAAGAUCUUUGAGAGCAAUCAGCUGUCGAAAAAUGGCGAGUGUAAGCACCAUUUUUACCCAGUAAUCAGUCCCGUCAAAUCACAUCCUCAAAUGCGCAUUUUCGUCGAUAUUUGCGAAAAUCUUGAUUCAAUCAAUCUAUUCAAUCAAUCUAUUUUAUUAGCUAGGAAAUCGUAUAAUCAAUUCCUCACUAAAGAAGUUAAAGACUUUUAAAGACUUUCUUCGCUUUUUCACACAAUUUAAAGACUUGUCAAAGACCUUCAUUCCAAUUUAAAGACCUUCAAGGAUUUCAAAGACCGCUACGAACCCUACCGGCUACCCACUUCGAGGGUUUUUCUCCAGAAAUUUUAUAUUCCUUGUUAUGUAUAUAGGUACGGUGGUUGAUACACAGGUCUGUCAUCCGUAUGAAUUCAAUUGGUACCUCUGCAGCCAUGCUGUUACACAAGGCACAAGCAAGCCAGCCCUCUAUCAUGUAUUGUACGAUGACAGCAAUUUCAAGUCAGACGACUUACAGAUUCUGACCAAUCAGUUGUGUUACACCUAUGUGCGGUGUGCAAGGUCCGUAUCUAUCCCCGCCCCCGCCUACUAUGCCCACCAUGUUGCGUUCAGAGCCAGACGUCAUUUGAAGAUUGAAAGUAGUACUGAAGACAGUACUACCGUACUACUCUGAUGACUCCGGGCCCAAAGAGGUCACCCAGGAAAUAAGGAAUUUGGUCACAGUCCAUCCAAACGUGAACUGCACUAUGUACUUUGCUUAAAAAUGGGCAAGUAACAUAAUAGUAAUAUAGGUACCGUUCAACCCUGAUUUUUAGGGGUGAGCAGAGAUGAGCUCAUUAAAUAUGCAGUGUGAGCAGAGGCGCGCCGCAUAUCAUUAGCAUAAAACGGCAGUCACAGCGUAUAGCGCCACAAUAACGUCACAAUACAGUAGCGCCACCAAGUGCGCUACCAAACACAAUAGCGUGCAUGUUAUACUUAUGUGCGGUGUACAAGAUCAGUGUUCAUACCCGCGCCCAUGUAUUAUGCUAAUUGUGCAGCUUCAAGAGCCAGGCUUCAUUCGAGGAUUGAAAGUAGUAGUGAAGGAAGUACCGCAUCUGAUGGAACUCGGGGCCCAAACCGGAAAGCGCCAGGGUCCAAAACGGGACCCCAACGUGAAGUGCACUAAGUAUUUUGUUUAAACAUAUAGCAAGUAAUUUUCUACAAAAAGUUAACAUUGAUAUUAUACUGUUAGUUUUUUUAACUAAAAACUAAGCUCAUCAUAAAUUAUUUAACUAAAAAUUGG